Molecule: messenger RNA, 1565 nt
Organism: Microplitis mediator
Lineage: Eukaryota; Metazoa; Arthropoda; Insecta; Hymenoptera; Braconidae
Product: antichymotrypsin-2-like
Exons: 7
Coding region: 145-1413 (422 amino acids)
Molecular function (GO): serine-type endopeptidase inhibitor activity
Source: RefSeq, a predicted model, not a curated record
AAUAAAUUCAAGUAGUCGACGUCUUGGUUUCUCGGGACCAUAACUGUUGUGAUUACCGUUGUGUCGAUUACUCUGAUCGUAAUUAACGGAACUUUAAAAGUUUUCUCUGAGCGCAGUAAGAGUUAAUCUGAGGUCAUUCACAUUAUGAAUCCCAGAAUUAUUGUACUGAGUUUUAUUUUUAUUUCAAUCCAACAUUCAAAUUCGCUGAGAAUAAAUUUAUCGAACGAUGACAAACGUCAUGCAAUUCGUGCGGUAUCGAAUAGUAUCAAUCAAUUUUCAUCUGAGUUUUAUGAGGCGCUAUCAAAUGAAGUAGGAGAUAAUUUUAUUUGUUCACCAUUGAGUGCUGCGAUGGUACUGAUGAUGGCUUCUUAUGGUGCUCGUGGUAAAACUGCUGAUGAAAUGACAGCAGCUUUGCACUCUGACAAUGAAAAUAACGUUCAAAAAAAUGGCAUCAAUUAUUUGAUUGAUAAUUUUAAUGCGAUCAAAAAGGCUCAGGUGAAGUUGGCGAAUAAAAUUUUUGUGGCCAAAGGAAUGGCAAUAAAGCCUGAGUUUAGAAAUAUAACUGAAUCGACAUUCAGGUCUGCUGCUGAAAGUCUCGAUUUCAUGAAAGCUGAUGCUGCGAGUCAGACUAUAAAUAGCUGGUGCGAGGAGCAGACUAAUUCUCGUAUAAAAAAUGUCGUUCAACCUGGUGAUCUCAAUGCAGACACUGCGCUUGUCCUCGUGAACGCCGUUUACUUCAAAGGCAAAUGGGCUGAUAAAUUUGUGGUGAAUGACACGCAACCAAGGACUUUUAAUCUUGAUGAUGUAAGAACUAAAACAGUGCCAAUGAUGCAUAGAUUAGGAAACUAUCGCUACGGUCUACUUCCUGAUUUAAGUGCGAGAUUCAUUGAAAUACCGUACGAGAGUACCGACGAAAAUGAUUCCCUCAGUAUGAUUAUAAUUCUUCCGAAUGAAGUAACCGGACUAAGAAGCAUCGAAGAAGGUAUCGAUAAAAUAAAAUUCGAGAGAUUAUUGUCCGGUGAACAGUACGAAAUAGAUUUAUUUAUACCAAAAUUUAAAAUUGAGAGCAAAAUAGACCUCAAAAAUUCACUUAACAAAUUGGGAAUGAAACAAAUGUUUGAAGACAGCGCUAAUUUCACGGGUAUAGUAGACUCCCCGGCGUUGAAGGUCAGCAAAAUUGUUCAAAAAGCUUUCAUUGAAGUCAAUGAAGAAGGCAGUGAAGCUGCAGCUGCCACCGUGUUUGAUCUUCAAAAUAGACUUGGGUUCAGUGAAAACUCAUUAAAGAGAGCGCACUUUCAUGUAGACAGACCAUUCGUCCUGCAAAUCGUCAGCGAACACACAGUAAUUUUUAGCGGGCAUAUAAAAGACAUAAAUAUCGAUAAUUUAAAUCAACCUGCUGUGAAAAAUAAUUAGAAUGUACUUAGAAUUUAAUGGUAAAUAAUUAAUUAUUAAAAAAAAUAAUAUAUUGAUAGACUUUUUAUUUAUCAAGUACAGUAUCAAAAUUUUAUUGCCAUUAUAUUUAUUAAUCGACAAUAAAAAAAAUUUAUAACUCAAAAAUUACGACA